This is a messenger RNA of Spinacia oleracea (spinach), 1567 nucleotides long. RefSeq names its product 1-aminocyclopropane-1-carboxylate oxidase homolog 1-like. The record is from RefSeq and is a predicted model, not a curated record. The transcript is spliced from 3 exons. The coding region runs from base 33 to 1256 and encodes 407 amino acids. NCBI's taxonomy places the organism in Eukaryota, Viridiplantae, Streptophyta, Magnoliopsida, Caryophyllales, Amaranthaceae.
UUUUGCACAAAAGCUUGUUCUAUGCUAAAAGAAUGAAACCCCCAUCAUGGUUAAAUCUAGUUUGUUCCUUUUUGAAUACCAAAAAACCAAAGGAAAAUAACACAAAGGGUGUCAAUAAUGGAACACAAAUAAGUAAAGAUCGCGGUACCGAAACAAAACCAACGAGCACCGAUGAAACACAACCUAGUAACGAUCGAAUUAACGAGCUCAAGGCCUUUGAUGAAUCUAAAGCCGGGGUGAAAGGGUUAGCCGAUACUGGACCAACAACAAUCCCUAGCAUUUUUAUAAGACCACCCGAGGAACGGUCCAAGGAUUAUAGUAUAUGUCCUAAAAAUAUAAGUGUGCCCGUUAUAGACAUGAAGGGACGUGAUAUUCGAACACGAGAUAUAUUUGCAAAGGAAUUGACUGAGGCCGCUAAGGAAUGGGGAUUUUUCCAAGUGGUAAAUCAUGGGAUUCCUUUGGAUUUGUUACAAAAUAUGAUUAAAGUAACACAAAUGUUUCAUGAACAAGAUGCUGAUGCUAAAAAACCGUAUUAUAAUCGAGAUUAUCAUGCAAAUACGGUGGUUUAUAAUUCUAAUCAUGAUUUAUAUGCUUCAAAUUAUGCUAAUUGGAGGGAUACUUUGUCCAUCAACACUCUAUUUACUGGUGGUCAAUUUAAUCCUCAAGACGUGCCUCCAAUUUGCAGGGAAGUGGCACUAAAGUACAUAGAUGAACUUACUAAGCUUGGUGACUACAUACUUACGUUACUAUCAAUUGGUCUUGGACUCAAACCCGAACGUCUUGGACAACUUGAAUGUACUUCAGGGUGGUCACUAUGUUGCCAUUACUACCCUGCAUGUCCACAACCACAAUUGACUCUAGGACUUAAUGGACAUGCUGAUAUGUCAUUUUUCACCAUACUUUUGCAAGAUCAAAUUGGUGGCCUCCAAAUUCUUCAUAAAAAUCAAUGGGUUAAUAUUACCCCUAUUGAGGGUGCCUUAACUUUUAACAUUGGUGAUGCACUUCGGAUUGCCUCUAAUGACAUUCUAAGUAGUGUGUUUCAUAGAGUGAUUUCUAGAAGUGUGGGACCAAGGAUUUCUAUUCCAUUCUUUUGCAAUGGUACUAUUGCGUCAACACAAAUGUAUGGUCCACUUAAGGAGCUAACGUCGAAAGAAAAUCCACCAAUUUAUAGGGAAUUCACGCUUGCAGAGUUUAUGACUUUUUUCCUCACCAGUAAACUUGAUGAUGUUGGAGUUAAUCAUUUUAAACUUGAGUGAUGUUAUGAAGAUGGUAACUAAAUUUUUCUAGAUGUGGUAAGGUACAACUGUUUGUAUUUAUGUUGUUUUGUUUAUGUGUUACAAAUAAACAAACCUGUAAUUAAGGUUUAUAUGUCAUAGGUAAUUGUGUUUAUGACUAGCUUGCUAUAUAAAUAAGCUCGAGUCACUAUGUGCUCGAUCUCUAGCAUAUGUUACAGUGGUUUGACGUACAAAUUACAUUUUACAAUAGAACCUUGUUAUAUGAAAUAAUAAAAGUUUGCCUUUUUCAUUAGUAUUUAUAUAAAAUUUGAAAGCUAUUGCAAACAUGUACU